Molecule: messenger RNA, 2400 nt
Organism: Aureobasidium subglaciale EXF-2481
Lineage: Eukaryota; Fungi; Ascomycota; Dothideomycetes; Dothideales; Saccotheciaceae
Exons: 9
Coding region: 1-2400 (799 amino acids)
Biological process (GO): positive regulation of transcription from RNA polymerase II promoter by galactose; DNA-templated transcription
Cellular component (GO): nucleus
Molecular function (GO): DNA-binding transcription factor activity, RNA polymerase II-specific; zinc ion binding; RNA polymerase II cis-regulatory region sequence-specific DNA binding
Source: RefSeq, a predicted model, not a curated record
AUGUUUCAUUCAUUCCAGGCCACCAAAGCGUCGAGCGAGGAGACCACGGCAUCCGCAAAAUCAUCACGACCAUCGGGAACACGUCGCAUCACGACGAGUAAUGCUUGCGGAUCCUGCAGGCGGAGAAAAAUUCGCUGCGAUGGGGCCACACCCUGCGGCCAAUGUGUGUACUAUCAGCAAGCAGAUGCUUGUGUGUACUCGAAGCCGCCUCCUCGGGUCGUGCCAUCCAAGAAAUUAGUCGAGGAUCUGGCAGCCUCGGUCGAGCGAUACCGCCUGGUCUUUCAACGUCUCUUCCCUGGCAGAGACAUCGAGCAAUUGGCUUCACUUUCCAAAGAUGAUCUCGUUGCCGCAUUAGAUGCACCGCCGCCAGCGACCGACUCGAGCACUCGAACAUUAGAACUGGGCUCACCAACUUCAACUCUGGAGUCGGAAGGAGCUGAUAGCCUGGAAACGCUGAUACAAGCGCCGGAACAAGAUCCGGUGGCCGAUGAGGCUACUCGUCAUCAAGCCAGGGUACAGGGUAUCUCCGACGAUGUCAACGGUCUUUCGCUAUCCCUGGAUAGGCCAUCUUCUUAUGUAGGCGUCUCAUCAAUCACAGCUGCGCUGAAGGUCAUAUGCAGGGUAGCUCCUGCGACGCGGAGACUGUUAGCGUUAGGCCAACCCGAAACGGCUCUGCCCAGCCGGACAGGCUCACCAUCCCUCGAUUUGGAAAAUUUGGACCCGAUGUAUACACCACCUGCCGAUGUUGGACAUGUCUUGAUUGAAACAUAUUUCAGUAAAGUCCAUCCACUCAUGCCCAUGCUCGACGAGCAGCAGUUCUGGCAAAUAUGGCUUUAUGGUGAGCGUAGAGACUCUGCCUGGCUGGCCUUACUGAACACAGUACUGGCCUUGGGUUCUGUCAUGUCCUCAGAAUGUACCAGCAAUGCGCAUGAAGCAUACUAUCAACGAGCUAUGCAACUGCUGGACUUGGACAGCCUUGGAAGCGGCAACACCCUCGUCGUGCAAGCCUUGGGUCUUCUCAGUGGCUACUAUCUCCAUUAUGUCAGCAGACCUAAUCUGGCGAACAACCUUAUGGGUGCAACACUGCGCCAAGCCACAGUAUUAGGUUUGCAUCGGGAGUACACAGACGCGAGCCCUGACGGUAUAGUGACCACCAAAGCGACGUCUGCAGACGUCAGACGACGGACGUGGUGGAGUUUAUACGUUCUGGACACAUGGGCGAACACAACAACUGGAAGACCGUCGCUGGGACAACCAAGCAAAGGCAUCACAGUCAGAGUUCCGAAUGUGCCAGAUGCUCAGGAUCCCGAGACAGCCAAGUUCCUACCUCUUGUAUACAACGUUCAAUUUUGCAGGAUCGCUACUCAGAUUCAGGAUGCACUGUGUGCUACGCCAAUUUUGCCAUUUGAUGAGCUCAAUAGACUGGAUAGAGAACUACUGCAGUGGCACACCGAUCUACCGGCUUCUUUGAAGCUCGAUGCUUCUACAAAUGGCAACAGCCAGCAAUCAUCGAAGAGUCAAUCAGAUACGGCGGGCAUUCUCAGGACAACAAGUAUGAUCAUGCAUUGGAGGUAUCAAAAUCUCAGACUCUUGUUGCAUCGACCUUAUCUUCUGGCUACGGCUUUGCGCAGUGGAAGUGAUGCCACACUGUCUGCAGAGGAGAAGGUCGGUGUAGGUCGUUGCAGGGCUGUCGCGGCCCGAACAAUAUCAGAUAUCAGUAGCAUGUGUCCGGAAGACCUGCUUGCUGGCUGGAAUGGAGUCUGGUUCAUGUAUCAAGCAGUCAUGGUUCCGCUUGUGUGCGCCUUCUCGUCCUUGGGCAAAUCACAACCUCGGCCUAUGGAGGAGACGCAAAGCGAGACUGAUGGCAGAGAAAAAGCCAGUGACAAGGCCAGGACUCGUGACCAAACAGGCUUGCAGGAAUGGCAGACUCAGAUCGAGCAAGCACUACAAUACUUUGAAAGGAUGACUCGUUGGUCUACAACAGCCAAAAAAUCACGAGAUGUCGUAUCCCGACUCUAUGAAGCAAGCAAGCAUCUCGCCGACCAAGACUUCCGAAGUCGCUUCUCCGCUCAAGAUCAGUUUCUGCGAGCUACGAAUCAGCAUCAAAACCUCGAUUCAGUCGCCACCAAUAAAGACGUCAACGAGAAUACUCUAGAUCACCCUCAAACAUCUGUAGCGACUUCAGAUCUACUGACAGAAGAUAUCUGGGGUCUGUCACCCAACGGAGCGGCUGCCAUGAACAACUUCUGGUUCGAUGACAUGAUGUGGGAUAUUCCUGCGGCAGAUACUGACAUGUUCGAUAAUACUGGUACCGGCUUCGCGUAUAAUGAGCUCGACUGGCUAUCCAGCUUGAACUACCAAAGUGGUGGCGACCAGGGAUGGCAGUAUCAGCCACAAUAG